Molecule: messenger RNA, 3404 nt
Organism: Parasteatoda tepidariorum (common house spider)
Lineage: Eukaryota; Metazoa; Arthropoda; Arachnida; Araneae; Theridiidae
Product: sodium/potassium-transporting ATPase subunit alpha
Biological process (GO): intracellular sodium ion homeostasis; proton transmembrane transport; sodium ion export across plasma membrane
Cellular component (GO): plasma membrane
Molecular function (GO): ATP binding; ATP hydrolysis activity; P-type sodium:potassium-exchanging transporter activity
Source: RefSeq, a predicted model, not a curated record
AAUUUUUAGUUCAGAUCACGUGAAAGGAUUUUAUGCCGCUAACAUUAAACACAGAUUACAGGAUUCGGGCAGUGUAGCCAGUUGUGGUUAUGUCUAAAUUUUAAAAAAUAAAAAUUAAUGAAUAAUUGUUGAAAAUGGGUGGCACAAAAGAUAACAGAAAAAAUGGAGCAACAAGGAAGGAAAAGAAAAAGGAUAAAAGAAUGGAUCUAGAAGAACUGAAACAGGAGGUUUCUAUGGACGAGCACAAAAUCUCAAUGUCUGAACUGUGCGCCAGACUAGGAUCACACACAGAAAUAGGUCUCAGUGAGAAUCAGGCGAAGAAGGUUCUAGAAAGGGAUGGACCCAAUGCACUGACACCCCCAAAGAAAACCCCUGAAUGGGUAAAGUUCUGUAAGCAGUUGUUCGGAGGUUUCGCCAUUCUUUUGUGGAUUGGAGCCUUACUCUGUUUCAUAGCCUACUCUAUUCAGACAUCUUCCAUGGAGGAAGCUCCCGACGACAACCUGUAUCUUGGUGUAGUUUUAGCCGCAGUCGUUAUUGUAACAGGAAUAUUUUCUUACUACCAAGAAGCAAAAAGCUCAAAAAUUAUGGAAUCAUUCAAGAGCAUGGUACCUCAGUAUGCUGUAGUGUUAAGAGGUGGAAAGAAGCUGACCAUUUCUGCGGAAGAAGUUGUCCAGGGUGAUAUAGUAGAGGUCAAAGGUGGUGAUCGCAUUCCUGCUGAUAUACGCAUCAUAUCUGCCUCUGGUUUCAAAGUGGACAAUUCAUCUCUGACUGGUGAAUCGGAACCACAGACUCGAUCCCCGGACAUGACGAAUGAAAAUCCAUUGGAGACACGAAAUCUUGCUUUCUUCUCUACAAACUGCGUAGAAGGAACUGGUAAAGGAAUCGUCAUUAAUACUGGUGAUCGUACGGUUAUGGGUAGAAUCGCUAAUUUAGCAUCAGGACUAGAAAUGGGCGAGACCCCGAUUGCCAUUGAAAUCGAACAUUUCAUUCAUAUCAUCACCGGAGUGGCUGUUUUCCUUGGCGUCUCAUUCUUCAUCAUAGCAUUCAUCCUGGGAUACUAUUGGCUUGACGCCGUCAUCUUUCUUAUUGGUAUCAUCGUCGCUAACGUACCCGAAGGAUUAUUGGCUACUGUCACUGUAUGCUUGACCUUAACUGCAAAAAGGAUGGCUUCCAAAAACUGCCUUGUGAAAAACUUGGAAGCUGUGGAGACUUUAGGAUCUACUUCGACCAUUUGUUCUGAUAAAACAGGGACCCUCACACAGAAUCGUAUGACUGUUGCACAUAUGUGGUUCGAUAAUCAAAUCAUUGAAGCUGAUACUACAGAAGACCAGUCCGGUGUACAAUAUGAUAAGAGCUCAGCUGGAUGGCAAGCAUUGGCUAGGGUUGCCUGUCUCUGCAGUAAAGCUGAAUUCAAAGGUGGACAAGAAAAUAUUCCAGUACUUAAACGAGAUUGCAUUGGAGAUGCAUCGGAAUCUGCUAUUUUAAAAUGUAUGGAAUUGGCCAUUGGAAGCGUAUCUACAUACAGACAAAAGAACACUAAAGUGUGUGAAAUUCCGUUUAAUUCUUCAAACAAAUAUCAUGUGACUAUUCACGAUUUGGAAGAUGGUUCUGGUUACUUGUUGUGCAUGAAGGGGGCACCGGAAAGAAUUUUGGAUCGUUGUUCCACCAUCUUCAUCCACGGAAAGGAGAAAGUUCUGGACGAGGACAUGAAGGAAGCAUUCAACGAUGCCUACUUGGAGCUUGGAGGAAUGGGAGAAAGAGUCAUUGGUUUUUGUGACUACAAACUACCUCAGAGCAAAUACAGACCGGGCUAUGCAUUUGAUUCAGAGACUGAGAACUUUCCUCUGACUGGACUCCGAUUUGUGGGACUCAUGGCAAUGAUUGAUCCUCCGAGAGCAGCAGUUCCUGACGCCGUAUCAAAGUGUCGAAGUGCCGGCAUUAAAGUGAUCAUGGUGACGGGAGAUCACCCUAUCACAGCCAAGGCCAUAGCCAAAGCUGUGGGUAUUAUUUCUGAAGGGAAUGAGACGGUAGAGGACAUUGCUGAUAGAAUGGGAGUUUCUGUCGAGAACAUUAAUGCAAGGGAAGCAAAGGCUGCAGUUGUUCACGGAGCUGAGCUCAGAGACAUGACUCCAGAACAACUGGAUGAGCUUCUACGAGAGCACACAGAGAUUGUGUUCGCUCGAACGUCUCCCCAGCAGAAGUUGAUCAUCGUGGAAGGUUGUCAGAGGCAGGGACAAAUCGUUGCGGUCACAGGAGAUGGUGUCAAUGAUUCACCUGCACUCAAGAAAGCCGAUAUUGGUGUGGCAAUGGGAAUCGCAGGAAGUGAUGUCAGCAAACAAGCAGCCGAUAUGAUUCUAUUGGAUGACAAUUUUGCUUCUAUAGUUACUGGCGUAGAAGAAGGACGUCUCAUUUUUGAUAAUUUGAAAAAAUCCAUCGCUUAUACGCUGACAAGUAACAUUCCUGAAAUUUCUCCUUUCCUGCUCUUCAUUCUGGCUGAUGUUCCUCUUCCAUUGGGAACAGUUACAAUCCUCUGCAUCGAUCUUGGAACAGAUAUGGUUCCAGCUAUUUCUCUGGCAUAUGAAAAAGCCGAAAGCGAUAUAAUGAAGAGAAAACCAAGAGAACCUAAAACCGAUAACCUGGUGAACGAAAGACUUAUUUCGAUGGCCUAUGGUCAGAUAGGAAUGAUGCAAGCUGCUGCAGGAUUUUUCACCUAUUUCGUAAUCAUGGCAGAGAAUGGUUUCUGGCCUAGUACAUUAUUCGGUAUUCGUAGAGCAUGGGAUUCAAAAGCAGUUAACGAUGUCCCUGAUUCCUAUGGACAAGAAUGGACAUACAAAGGCAGGAAGACGCUGGAGUACACAUGUCACACUGCCUUCUUUGUGUCCAUCGUCAUCGUCCAAUGGGCGGAUCUCAUUAUCUGUAAGACGAGGAGAAAUUCUUUACUUCACCAGGGAAUGAAGAACCACGUCCUCAAUUUCGGACUUUGCUUUGAAACAGCCCUUGCCGCCUUCCUAUCCUACUGCCCCGGAAUGGAUCGUGGUCUGCGCAUGUAUCCACUCAAAUUCCAGUGGUGGCUGAUCGCUCUUCCAUUCUCUCUCCUCAUUUUCGUCUAUGAUGAAGUGAGGCGGUAUAUACUCCGACAUAGACCUCCUGGCUCAUGGAUCGAGAAAGAAACUUACUACUAAGAAAUCUCGCCUCAUUCUUUAUUCAUCUGCUGUAUUUAUACUUCAUUCUCAAAAUGUCUUUGCACGUCGAUUUUAAUUUAUUUCGUGCGUGUUGGAAAGAUGAACAAUGAAAAAGUACCAUUUUGUGUUUCGUUCAAAGUACCUCACGGAAUUAUGUAAUAUUCUUCAUCUAAGUGUAACAAUUCUACAAUUCUAGAAAAUAAAAUGAUUUUAAUGCCUGAA